Miscanthus lutarioriparius is the source of this 1161-nucleotide messenger RNA. NCBI's taxonomy places the organism in Eukaryota, Viridiplantae, Streptophyta, Magnoliopsida, Poales, Poaceae. The record is from the annotation of a GenBank genome assembly.
AUGAAGUGCGCGCGGCGGGCGGAUGGGUGGUGGCGAUCUUGGAUGCAGUCUGCCCGCGUCGGCGCGCCUGCCGUGUGUUCAAUCGCCUCCACAUCCAGCCGCAAGGGACGACUCAACAGUUCAAUUCCUCUUUCAUGGAGCCACAAGUUCAAUUUCAGUUCCCUUGUCUUCCAGCCACACACUACGACUCAACUGAUGACACAAGAGGCUACUCUGUUCGCUCGGCGUGUUUACGUUGGUGGCCUUCCUCCCUCUGCUAACGAACAGACAAUUGGAGUAUUCUUUAAUCAAGUCAUGGCUGUUAUUGGAGGAAACACUGCUGGUCCCGGUGAUGCUGUCUGUAGCGUCUGCAUGAACCAUGAACAAAGAUUUGCUUUAGUGGAAUUCAGACUGGCUGAGGAAGCAAGCAAUGCAAUGGCUCUGGAUGGCAUUUUGUUUGAAGGGGUGCCAGUGAAGGUUAGAAGGCCAACAGACUACAACCUUUCCCUGGCAGCAGGCUUGGGCCCGAGCCAGCCAAGCCGAAAACUGAAUCUUGCUGCAGUUGGACUAACAGCAGGAUCAGACGGAGGAGGGUUAGAAGAUCCUGACCGUAUUUUUGUGGGUGGCCUUCCCUAUUUCUACUCUGAAGCUCAAGUCCGGGAGUUGCUUGAAUCCUUUGGGCCUCUUCGAGGGUUUGAUCUUGUGAAAGAUAGGGAAACUGGCAACUCAAAGGGCUAUGCAUUCUGUGUUUACUUGAACACCACUGUCACUGACAUUGCUUGCGCUGCACUAAAUGGUACUAAGAUGGAAGACAAAACCCUUACUGUCAGACGAGCAAACGAGAGUGCAUCUCAGCCCAGACCAGAACAGCUAAGUAUCCUAUUGAAGGCCCAGCGACAGGUGCAAAUGCAGAAACUUGCCAAUCCAGUUGGAGCGGCCCCUACAAAGGUGGUUUGCCUCGUCCAGGUGGUCAGUGCAGAUGAAUUGAAAGAUGAUGAAGCGUAUGAGGACAUCAAGGACGACAUGAGGCAAGAAGCAUGCAGAUAUGGUAAUCUGGUGAAAGUUGUGAUCCCACGUCCUGACCCCAGCGGACACCCGGUCACUGGAGUCGGAAAGGUGUUCUUGGAAUAUGCAGACGUCUACAGUGCCACCAGAGCAAAGAUGGCUUUGCAUGGAAGGUAA